AUUUGGCGGAAUAAAGAAACUAUCAGCAAUCUCUAAAGUUCCAUAUGAGAAAGCUAAACGCUGGUUAAUGACCCAAGAUACUUAUUCGUUACAUAAACCAGUUCGGUAUAAAUUUUCUCGGAUGUCGACGCUUUCAUAUGGUAUAAAUGAUUUAUGGCAAUGCGAUCUUGUGGAUUUACAGCAUUUAGCAGAACAUAAUAAUGGGUUUAAGUAUUUACUCACCGUAAUUGAUGUAUUUUCGAAGUAUGCCUAUGUUAUACCUCUUAAAAGCAAAACUUCUGUGGCUGUAAAAAAUGCUUUUGAAAAAUUGUUACAGCAGGUUAAGCCUAAACACAUUCAAAGCGAUAAGGGCAAGGAAUUUUACAAUACGCAACUUCAGUCAUUGUUUAAGAGGUACAGCAUUAACCACUAUUCAGCUGAAGGUGAUCAUAAAGCUAGUGUUAUUGAGAGGUUCAACAGAACUUUAAAAAACAAAAUGUUCAGGGUAUUCACAUAUAGAAAAUCUUAUAGAUAUGAUGAUGUGCUACAGUCACUAGUAAAGUCGUAUAAUGACAGUGAACAUCGUAGCAUUGGCAUGGCACCUUCAAAAGUCACUCGUGAUUUUGAACCACAUAUCUUCAAAAAAUUAUAUGGUUACACAUUGAAGAACUCGCGAGUGAUUUUGAAUAAGGGAGAUUUAGUAAGAAUAUCGAAAGCGAAUAAAUCGUUCAGACGAGGAUAUUUACCAGGGUGGAGCGAUGAGGUGUUUAUGGUGUCAAAAGUAUAUCCCUCUUAUCCAACUACAUUCGAGCUUCAAGACCUUAAAUCAGAAGCUAUAAAAGGACGAUUUUACGCAGAAGAACUCCAGAAAAUAUUGAAACGCCCUGAGGAUUAUUGGCAUAUAGAAAAGGUGCUUAAAACAAAGGGCAAAGGUACGAAGAAAGAAUAUUACGUGAAGUGGAAAGGCUUUGAUAAUCGGUUCAACUCGUGGGUAAAAGCAGCAUGGAUGAAGUGAACGAUUUUUACAUUACGCUUCCCAGCAACUCUAGCAUGGAUUACUUUCCAAAAAAUACGCAAGCAUCAUUCAGAACGAAAUUAUCUCGUCCAAUAAUACUAACUGGUGAAUGGGAAGUUGGUUUAUCAGAAAUAUUCGUUCCUCGAACCUGGUUCAACAUCGGAAAUCAUAAUAAUAAAUAUUCGAUAACUUACGAGGAAACAAAAUUGGUGGAAAAGGAUUUUCUGGAGUACUCAAUCAGAAUAAAAAUUGAACAGGGAACUUCUGAUGAGGAUAUAAUCGAUAACAUUAACCAAAGUAUUGAAGCAAUAUGUGGACAUUUCGUCUCUUUCGAAUUGGAUCACAAGAAUAUGAAUAUACUUAUUGCUCCGAAUUAUGAACUACACUUGACAGCUGCUGAUUCACCAAGAUUGUUAACUAUGUUAAACUUACCUAGAGAGGAUAGAGUUAUAAAAACAUCGGAAAGUUUUAUGUACAGAAAACCAUCAAAGACAAACAAAGACAAUAUUUUCAAAAUUAUCGCUCGAAAUAUGAAAAGGCAUUUUAUAAUUCGCGUCACCAGGUUUAAUCAUAAGUAUACUGAUAUGGACAACAUACAUCACGAACUCUUUCAGCAUAUAAAUCAUAAUCUAAUGCAGACUGGUAUAGGAGGUGCAGCGGAUUUUAUAUUCGACUUUAAAGAAGAUAAAGUAGAAAUAACGGUUCAAAAGAAUGUUGAACUCGAGUUUAGGUUAUUAUAUGCCCCGUUGUUUAUGCGAAUGUUGGGCAUGACGAAAGAUAUUGUUUUAACGGGUAGAACGUUACAUGUUUUGCAAAAAAUUGAAAGGCCUCCUAUGAACGAAUACUUCCGCGUGAGCAUUACGGAUAAACCAACAAUUCCUGUGAAAAUUAAAAAAACAGAGGAUAUGGAACUACAAGUCGGAUUUUAUAAAAACUCAGAGCAGUUGUUUGGAUCUUUUAAACACCUUGCUUUUAAUCAUUUAGCGAACAAUAAGAUCAAAAUUCAUAUACCAGAAAAUUCAACUCUGACUUUACAAGAAGGAUUAAGAGAUCUUUUAGGUUUCAAAGAAUCCACAUUAAAUGGCGGAACUCAUAUAUCUGACUAUCAAUUGGAGUUAGAUGGAGGAAUCACCGAAAUUUAUGUCUAUAGUGAUAUCAUAGAAUCGCACUUUGUAGGGGAUACAAUUGCUCCUUUACUCCGUAUUAUUCCUGUUAUGUCGAAAAAAGAAGACCAAAUAGUAAUAAAUUAUCAAAGACCGCUGUAUUUUCCUUUGCGCAAAAAUUAUAUCGAUUGCAUAGAAAUCGAAUUGAGAAGUAGCUCUGGAGAUGGUAUAAUUUUUACCAGUGGGAAAUCACUCUUGGUUCUCUCCUUCCGUCGCAGAACACUAUAAAACUAUUACUUAUUUUGUGAUGAAUCAUUUUAAAUCCGAUCGUGAAAGAGAAUGCAUUUGGAUCAAAAAGCUUGUGAAGAUUAUUACUGCUCGCAAGUGCAGGCUGGCGGUGGACCAUAUUUUCAGGGUGUUGGCCACCAAAGAGGAUAUGGAAUGUUUUCAAAUUUAUUUCGAUUUAUUUCUCCCAUAGCACUGAAAGCUGGAAAGUAUUUAGGAAAACACCUUCUAAGCGCAGGUUCAAAAGUAAUGUCAGAUGUUGCUUCAGGUUCAUCUCUUAAAGACUCGGCAAGAUCGCGAUUUCGCGAAACAUCAAAACAAAUAAAAGACGACAUUAUUCAUAAAAUUCAGAGCGGUUCGGGUAUAAAAAGAAAGAAAUUCCAGAAGAAAAAUCAUUCGCAACGUGUCAAGCGGAGCCGAAAGAAAUUAAAGAAAGCAGACAUAUUUUCAUAAUGGAUUCCCGAGCGUGUGCUUGCUUGCAGAGUGAAUUAGACCUUUUUAACGUGAAUCCUGUACAAUUAUCAACAGAAGACAGCUCAUUCACUGAGAUUUUUCCUGUUGCAUCUCUGAAUGAAAAGACGCCAAUUGAAUUUUACGUAAGCGGAAGUGGUGAACAUUAUCUGGACUUAUCCCAUACACUUUUGCAUCUACAAGUGAAAAUUAAAAAGAGAAAUGGAGCAGUAAUUGGAACGCCUGAUCAAGUGGCUCCUAUCAAUUAUCUCCUUAAUACGAUAUUUUCUGAAUGUUCAGUUACAUUAAAUGACAAGCAGGUUUCUUCGCAAGCUAACUACGCAUAUAGAUGUAUUUUCGAUGCUUUGCUUUCACCUCGAGCUGUUCAAGAAUCAAUGCUAACAUCGGGUCUUUUCUACAAAGACGCUGCUUCUAAGCAUGAAUCAGUAGAACUAGCUAAUGUUGGUGAUAAUGCAAAUUCCGGUUACCAAACUAGAUAUAACAUCUGCAAAGAUAGUAAACUUAUAGAUAUGAUAGGUCCAUUACAUUUCGAUCUAGGCAAUCAGAGCAAAUGUCUUAUAAAUUCGGUGAAUCUUCGGAUCAAAUUAGAAAGAAAUAAGGAUUCUUUUGCUCUGAUGUCAGCCACGCAAGAUUUUAAAGUAGUUAUAUAUCAUGCAUCAUUAUUUGUUAGGAAAAUUAAAGUCGCUCCCUCAGUCGUGAUUGCCCAUGAAUUAGCUUUAAGCAAGGGAGUUAUAAAAAUGCCUAUUCGCAGAACAGAAGUGAAAUCAUUCGCACUUUCUUCAGGAAUGCAAUCAAUAACUAUCCCUAAUGCGUUCAUUGGACAAUUACCGACACGACUUAUAAUGGGUAUGGUAUCUAAUGCUGCAUUUAAUGGGGAUUUUUCAAAAAAUCCAUUCAAUUUCAAGCAUUAUGAUUUAUCAUAUCUUUGUAUAUUAGAUGGCAAUCGUAUGAUUCCGUCAAAGCCCUUUCAACCAAAAUUUGAUAAUUCUAACAGUUACAGCAGAUGUUAUAUGAGUCUAUUUACUGAUUUGGGUAGAUAUCAUAAAGAUCAAGACAUUAAUAUAAGUUACACUGAAUAUAAAGAUGGGUAUACGCUGUUCGCUGUAGAUUUGACGCCCGAUCUCAACGCGGACGGAAUGCAUGAAAGUAUUUCACGCAAUGGUAAUUUAACUAUUGAUAUAAAAUUCAGCAAAGCAUUAUCUGAAACUGUAAAUUUAAUAGUUUUUUCAGAGUAUCGAAAUACUAUAGAAAUCGACAAAAGUCGCAGUAUUUUUUCAGAUUUUUGAAAAUGGAUAGCACAACUUUGUGCAGACUUGCAUGCAGCGACUUCCGUCUACGUUCUAAAUUUGGAGGUGUAUACGCUUCAGAUGAAUUGCCUAAGACAAUAGAUAGUUAUUCAUGUUUUAUUGUAAAUUUAGAUCCUAAAACAAAACCGGGAAGUCAUUGGGUUGCAAUAGCAUUUCGGAAUAAUAAAUGUUACUAUUUUUGUAGUUACGCUUCUGUGCCGAAUAACAAAUAUAUUUUAAAGUUCAUAGAAAAUAACGCUGCAAAUUUUGCUUGGAACAAAUGUAGAUAUCAAAGCUUAGUGUCGUAUACUUGUGGUCAUUUUUGCCUUCAUUUCUUGUACAAUUUUGUGAGAAAGCAAACUUUGUCACCUCUAGAUUCUAAUAAAAUUGAAAAUAACGAGAAGUUUAUUAAAAAAUUUGUAGCUAGCAAAUUUCGUUUACAAAAUUGCUGCUUUUCUCCAUAUUCAAAUCAAAUUUGUGAAGCUCGUGAUUUCAGAAAUAGAUGUCUUUAGACAUGUUUCAACAGAAUAUAAUUAUAUAUGCUCUCUCUAUAAGCUCUCUAUAUAAAUUUAACAUAUUUUUUUGGAGGUCACUUUUCAUACAGAGCAUAUAAAAGAGAUACACUAACUGGGGAAUUCUCAUUGUGCUUCAACUGAUUCAGCAGAAACGAUGACUUCCGAACUGAGAUAUGGCUUUAUGUACUUGAAGCGUACUGGAUCAGCUUAUAUGAUUCAUUGCUUCACCGAUUCCCUUUACGAAAAUAUGAUAUCCUGUGUUCAAGCUGCGAACUCCUAUCAAAUGGAUACAGUUGAUUCAGACUGCAGAUUGAAGAUUGCCUAUUUCAAGGUUCUCAACAAUAAUGAUAUUGUCAGAGAACUCCAUAACGGUUCUGCUAUGAAUUAUCGACAGACAUUUGAUUGUAAAACGUAAUACAAAGCGAACUUCGGCGAAUCAAUUACUCAUGAUUCAAAGAUCUGCAAUGGAAUUGUGGACAACUUCAAAGAAAAUAAAUGUAAAUACUAAACUAUACAGCUAAGAUACUGAGAAUAGCUCAGCAUUGUAAACUCUAUAUAAAAUUGUAAUACUAAGCAGCACUAACUGUCAUUUAAUGUAACAUCAUCAAUGAAUCGAUGUUCUACAUGCAUAAGCAACACGAAGAAACUGAUUGUACCACUCGAUGUAAUAUUUUAACAAUCCCUGAAUAAAAAUAUAAUUUAACUGUAUAAUUGCGUCUGUCUUAUUUUGCUUCGCUACAUCAAUAUGUUUUUUGUAAUAUCCUAUAUCACCGUAAAAUUACGUUGUUUUAUUCUCAAGGUGGUGAAAGUGGGUUAAGGUAGGAAAAUGCACAUAAAGUUAUUUUAAAAUUACUUUAAGGUCACCAGUUCAGGGAGAACAAGGCGUUCCUGGGAAAUUCUACAGAUAAUAAACAAUUAUUCCAUUGCCACUUACAUAAACAGGGGUAUAAAUAUAAGCUACAUCAGCCUUUGUACAUAUACUACCGAUCUUGUUGAAGACUUCAUCUUCAUCUCUGUCUCCGUCUUCCUCAGAGUGCGUGUAUCUAAGUACUACUCAGCUAUCAUGGACAGUCACAAAGCGAGCGUCAGUAAGUGAUUGCAUUUUCAUAUUCUUUUUAGAUUGCUAAGCAUGUGUAACAUAAUUUUUUAAAAAUAAAGUUAAGUUUUCACACUUCCUAAUAGGCUUAACUGAUAGCGAUUCAGACGGCGAGCAGUUAUUUCCCCUUCCUUCCAAGGAAAAGCAUACAAGCGCUAAAAGAAAAUCAAACGAUGAGAAAAAAGAGGAGUCCACCAAAAGAGCAAAGAAUUUCGAGUAUAAUUUUUCUGAUCCGACAGAAGAGAAAAAGCUCAUACCCCCAAUAAGCGCUUACCUAGGAAAAGGGAUUAACAUCAGCAUCAAGGAAUACAGAAAGUCCUAUUAUCUUGCUUUCCAAAAGAAUGUUGGAGAUGAAACAAAGAACAGAUUCAACAUGAAUCUUGACCAAUUGGGAGCUUUAAAAAAAGCUAUAAAUGUGUUUGCAGAACAUAUAAAGAAAAAUUGACAUUCACGAGUUAAAUGAAAAUUUUGUAAAAAAAUUGAACUAACUUGACAAUUUUCCCUAUAUUCAUCUUCUUAGAAUGUCGUUUAAUAGAAUAGAAUCAAGUUUUAGAGGUUAUAUUUCAGCUUACCGACACUCUCCGAUACACUCUGAUCCCUACAACUUAUAUAACGAAAUUCGAGAAAACAUUUUCUUACUCUUAUUAGAGCAAAACCUACCUUUCCGUCUUUUAAUAUGCAUAAGCAUUGAAUUUAUUAAAGAUACUCAUCCUGACAAUUUACUGCAAAACGCUUACUUCUGUUCAUUUGCUGAACGCAUAAUAUCAUAUAACCAAGUAAAAAGUAAAGUUAAAAGCUGUUUUCAGAAAAUAUUCAAUUCCAUUGAAACAUAUAUCCAAAACGGUAGUGGUUGGGUUAUUAAUAAAAUUAACUUUUUAGAUGUUAAUAUCGGACAGUACAGAGAACCGCGGGGAGGUUGCGGUAAUAUAAAAUUACCUGACUGUUUAAAAAAAAAAAGAACUCUUCUAAAUAUACGUUGCGAUGAUCACAAAUGCUUCAUAUAUAGUUGCUUAGCUCAUCUCUUUCCUCCUGAAAAAAAUUCUAAUGCUCCAAGCAGUUACCAAAAUAAACUAAAAUACUUAAAAUUGAAAAAUGUAACCUUCCCCAUGAAACUCUCUAACAUAAAGCAUUUUGAAAGUAUCAACAGCUUAAAGAUAAAUAUUUUUACUUAUGACAAAGAAGUUUUCCCCAUAUAUAUCAGUAAUAAAAAGUUGGGUUCGGAAAUAAAUUUACUUCUGUAUAAAGAGCAUUACUUCUUAAUUAAAAAUCUAAAUCGUUUAUUAAACUCCAAAAAAGGGAUUCAUCAUUAUUGCUCGCGAUGCCUGAUUGGAUUUCAGAGGCGAAAUAGUCUUGUAGAUCAUAAGCGAGUGUGUUGCCAAAAUGCCCCCCAAAAACUAUCCCCGCCUAAAAUAAACACUGUAAAAUUUACUAGCAUUUACAAAAUGUUGUUCCAUCCUUUUAUUUUGUAUGCGGAUUUUGAAUGCAUAACGAAAAAUAUAUCUACUGUUUUACCAAAUACAUCUCAGAGUUUUUCAGCCAACCUAGAGCAUCACGAACCAAUCAGUUUCGCAUUAAUAGCAAUUAAUAUAAAAAAUGAAAUAAUAUAUCACAAAUUCUAUUGCGGAGAAAAUCCAGUACAAAUAUUUUUAAAAACAAUAAAAAAAUUAGCAAAAUCUUUAUUUAAAAGACUAUCAUGCAAUAAACCAAUGAUCGAGGAAAAUAUACCAACGGGAAAGCCUAGCACAUGUUACAUAUGCAAGUUAAAAUUUGAACCGAGUGAUCGCAUUGUCAGAGAUCAUUGCCAUGUUUUAGGCAUAUUUAGAGGUUUCUGUCACAAUUCAUGCAAUUUAAAUUUAAAAAGAAGUAAUUUCAUUCCUGUAGUCAUUCACAACCUUAAGGGGUACGAUUCCCACUUAUUGUUAAAACAUAUGUCUCCAGAAUUCGCGCAUCAGAUUGAUAUAAUUCCGACGAAUAGUCAAAAAUUUACUAGUUUCACCCUCGAUAAUUACAUUAAAUUUAUUGAUUCGUACGCAUUUCUUGAUUCUUCCUUAUCUUCUCUUGUAGAAAUUUUGAAAAUUUCUGAACAUCGGUUUGACAUUUUUGAUUCUUUUUUCCAAAAUAAAACAAAUAGAAACUUACUCAAACAAAAAGGAUUUUUUCCUUAUAGCUAUUUUUCAUCAAAAGAUAUUUUAAAACAAAAGACAUUUCCACCUCACGAAGCCUUUUUUAACAUUUUGACGAAUUCGAACAUAACAAAAAAAGAAUACAAACACGCACUGAGGGUUUACCAAGAAUUUCAUUGUAAAAAUUUUCAAGAUUACCUUGAAUUGUAUCAAAAUACAGAUACAAUUCUUUUAGCUGAAGUAUUUCAAUCGUUUCGACAAACAAGCAUGAUGCACUAUCAUUUGGACCCUGCUCAUUUCCUAACUAUUGCUGAUUUAACGUGGCAUUCUGGUUUAAAAUUCACAGGUCAGGAAUUAAAAUUGUUAUCGAAUGUAGAAGACUAUGUCUUACUUGAGACUCAAAUGAGAGGUGGAAUUUGCUUUCUCGGUCAAAGAUAUGCCCAGGCAAAUAAUCCAUAUCUUUCUUGUUAUAACCCCGAUGAACCUACAAAUUAUAUUGUGAAUUUAGAUGUUAACAAUCUUUACGGACAUUGCAUGUCUGAAUAUCUACCUGUGGGGGAUUUUCGUUGGCUUUCACCUGAAGAAAUAGCUGUUUUUGAUUUAGCAAAUGUAUCUCGAUACUCAGAAACGGGAUAUUUAUUAGAGGUAGAUUUACUAUAUGAUAAAUCAGCUCAUGAUUUCCAUGAUUUUCCCUUAGCAGCAGAACACUUAAAUAUAAAUAAACAAAUGUUAUCAGAUUAUCAAAAAAAAAUAUUGUCUGAAAAAAAUAUUCCAUUCACCGAGUGUAAAAAGUUAACACCAAAUUUUUAUCCAAAGAAACGCUACAUUUUACACUACAGGAACUUAAAAUACUAUUUAAAGCAUGGGAUGUCUUUAAAAAAAAUUUAUCGGAUCUUGGCUUUUUCACAAUCAGACUGGUUGCGAAGCUAUAUAAAUUUUAAUAAUGAAAAACGCCAACAAGCCAAAAGCGAGUUUGAAAAAUCUUUCUUUAAAAAAAUGAAUAAUGCUUUUUUCGGCAAAACAUGCCAAAACGUCAGAAAAAGAAUUAACUUAAAGACUGCUCUUACACCCGCUGAAUGUAGAAAGCAUUUAGCAAGUCCUUUACUUGAAUACUUUGAGAGCAUAAACGAAGACUUCGCUGUCUUUAAGAUGAAAAAAAUUAAUCUAGUUCUCGACAAACCAAUUUAUGUAGGAUUUUGCGUGCUUGAGCUAGCUAAAUUACACAUGUAUACUUUAUAUUACUCUAAGUUCAAAAAAUAUUAUAAAGAAAAUUGCAAACUCUUAUACACAGAUACUGAUUCUCUAUUCAUGCAAAUAUUUACAAAUAAUGUUUACAAAGAUUUUAAAAACGAAUUUUUUGAUAUCAUGGAUCUAAGCAACUAUCCAUCUUCAAGUGAAUUUUUUAAUUCGGAGAACCAAAAUAAGUUAGGGUUUUUAAAAGACGAAACGAAAUCUAAACCUAUUUCAGAAUUUAUCGGUUUACGAUGCAAAAUGUACAGCUACAAAUGUGAAAAUACUGAAACGAAAAAGGCAAAAGGUGUAAAACAGAGUUGUUUAAGAAACAUAACACAUGAACAUUUUAAAACCUCUUUACUUAAUGAAACGAUUCAUCGUCACGAGCAAUAUUCUAUACAGUCAAAAUCACAUAUUCUUUCUACAACCAUAUCAAACAAAAUUUCUUUAUCUCCGUUUUACGAUAAAAUAUUUUUGAAUGAGGAUGGUGUGACCGGAAAAUGCUUUGGUCACUAUUCCUUGCUUGAAGAAUAAUGGUAAUAUAAUUUUCGUUUAUUUUUAUGUUCUUCAAAAAAAAUUUUUUUUUGAAAAACUAUUAAGCAUUCAAUAGCUACCUUCUGUUAAGGGGAAAAUUGUCUCUUAGUUCAAUUUUAUUUCACAUGCUUUGUAAGUGAAUCAAAUGUUUACUCAGAUCGACUGGUUGGACUGAGUUUUUUCAUGGUUUUCUCAGUCUAUAACGCAAAUGCGAACCAAUAUAAGAAGAUCUUCCAUGACAUAUUAUUAAUAAAUACCAAGAACAUUUUAUUUUUAAUGUAAUCAAUUUUUAUACUAUUUUUGCAUGUACAUAUAUAUAUGAUUCAAGUUGUUGUUUUUAUCUUAGUUAAUAUUGUAUUAAUUGUUUGCACUGUUUUUCGAAUGAAAUGGAAAUAAUUUGUAUUCAUAUCCUUUCUUUAUAUACAUUUCUUUCUUAUAUUCACAUGCUUUGUAAGUGAAUCAAAUGUUUACUCAGAUCGACUGGUUGGACUGAGUCUUUUCAUGGUUUUCUCAGUCUAUAACGCAAAUGCGAACCUAUAUAAGAUCUUCCAUGAGAUAUUAUUAAUAAAUUCCAAGAACAUUUUAUUUUUUAAUGUAAUCAAUUUUUAUACUAUUUUUGCAUGUAUAUAUAUAUAUGAUUCAAGUUGUUGUUUUGUCUUACUUAAUAAUGUAUUAAUUGUUUGCACUGCU
Molecule: messenger RNA, 10330 nt
Organism: Argiope bruennichi
Lineage: Eukaryota; Metazoa; Arthropoda; Arachnida; Araneae; Araneidae
Exons: 2
Coding region: 6272-9640 (1122 amino acids)
Biological process (GO): deoxyribonucleotide biosynthetic process
Cellular component (GO): cytosol
Molecular function (GO): nucleic acid binding; nucleotide binding; ribonucleoside-diphosphate reductase activity, thioredoxin disulfide as acceptor
Source: RefSeq, a predicted model, not a curated record